This is a messenger RNA of Struthio camelus australis, 3628 nucleotides long. NCBI's taxonomy places the organism in Eukaryota, Metazoa, Chordata, Aves, Struthioniformes, Struthionidae. The record is from RefSeq and is a predicted model, not a curated record.
CUCUCCUCCCCUCCGGCUCACUGCUGCUUCCCCCCCCAGCAGGAAGGUGUAUAUGGACUACAAUGCCACUACGCCCCUGGCCCCGGAGGUGAUCAAGGCUGUGUCGGAGGCCAUGCGGGACGCCUGGGGCAAUCCCAGCAGUUCCUAUAUAGCAGGUAGGAAGGCCAAGGAGAUCAUCACCAAUGCCCGGGAGAGCUUGGCGAGGAUGGUGGGAGGAAGGCCAGAGGAUAUCGUCUUUACUUCAGGGGGCACAGAGGCCAACAACCUGGUGAUCCACACUGCCUUGGGGCACUUCCGAGAGAGCUGGGAGCAGAGCCAAGACGGGCCUGGGGACAGUGGCCCGCGAGCAGCAGGGACCGCUCCGCACAUCAUCACGUCAAGCGUGGAGCACGACUCUGUGCGCCUGCCACUGGAGCACCUGGUGAAAGAGGGCCUGGCAGAGGCUACCUUCGUGCCUGUGUCCGUGCGAAGCGGGCAGGCUGAAGUGGACGACAUCCUUGCUGCGGUCCGGCCAACCACCUGCCUAGUUUCCAUCAUGUUGGCCAAUAACGAGACUGGCGUCAUCAUGCCCAUCUCAGAGCUGAGCCAGCGCAUCCGUGCCCUCAACCGGAAGAGAACACCUGCGCUGUUGCCCAGGAUCCUGGUGCACACAGACGCGGCGCAGAUGAUCGGCAAGGGGCGUGUGGACGUGCAGGAGCUGGGGGUGGAUUACCUCACCAUCGUGGGACACAAGUUCUAUGCUCCACGGAUUGGCGCGCUGUAUGUGCGUGGCCCCGGCACCACCGUCCCACUGCACCCCAUGCUCUUUGGAGGGGGACAGGAGAGGAAUUUCCGUCCAGGCACCGAGAACACCCCGAUGAUCGCUGGCCUUGGCAAAGCUGCAGAGCUGGUGAGCAGAAACUGGGAGGCCUAUGAGGCACACAUGCAGGAUGUUCGGGAUUACCUGGAGGCCAGGCUGGAGGCCUCCUUCAGGAAGCAGAGGAUCCACCUCAACAGCCAGUUUACAGGCUCCAAGCGUCUCUGUAACACCUGUAACUUCUCCAUCCUGGGCCCAGGCCUUCAAGGGCGAAGGGUGCUGUCGCACUGUAAGACGCUUCUCGCCAGCGUUGGGGCUGCUUGCCACUCUGAGAAGGGGGAGCGGCCCUCCUCGAUUUUGCUCAGCUGUGGGAUCCCCUACGACGUGGCGCAAAACGCCUUGCGGCUGAGCGUGGGGCGAGACACCACCCGGGCAGACGUGGAUCUGGUUGUGCAGGACCUCGUGCAGGCCGUGGCGCAGCUGGACCAGGACAACGCCCCUUAAACCUAGGGAAUCACUCCCCGGCUGUCAGCCAGGUUCUUGAGACGGGAUUGUGCCCCUGGGUGCUGGCUGCCUCCAUGCAAAACAGAGACCAAAACAACCCAGUUAGAGCAGCUGUCCACUUCAUGCUGGCUGCAGGGGGGCAAGACAGGAGCCAAGCUAACAGCAAGCCACUGCCAACAGGACAGGCCCCUCGAACCCUACCUCCGAUGUAGGAACCAUGUGGCGGCAGACUGAGUUGAUUCUGGCUGAAUAUUUUUGGCAGGAUUCAAUUUCUGCCUGAUCACCCAGCUGAAUUGACCCAGUCUGCAGUUUGUGAUCCUGGACCGGAUGUCAGGGAAGCGGUGGCUGGUGGUGGCAGGAGGAGGAAGCAGCAUCACCCGUUUCAGCAGCAACGUGCUGUUAGGCCAGCUUAGCUAUGUUUCAGCUUGCCCUCGCAGGGAUCGUAGAGGGGGCUGGCAUGUCUCCACAGCCUGUGCCGCUCCAGCAGAGAAGCUAUUUCAGGCACAGGGUGAUGGGGUGCUGUGCCAAGGAGGCAGCUGUGCUGUUUUGGUGAUGGGGCCGUGCAUCACGGGCUUGCUGAGGACUCUGUUAUCCCUACUGCAUGGCGUAGGCAUUUGGGGAACCUUGCUGCCAGGCUGCUCCCUGUUUCUUCGCACAUAACGCAGCUGCCGCACGUGGGCGUGUUUGCGUGUGUGUGUGUGGACACAACAGGGUCUCAAUGCUUGACUCCCUCCAGAGGAUAACAGGCCUUCCAGGCUGUGGGAGAUGGAGCUUUUUGCCCUGAUUGUUUUCCACAAAGCAAGUUUGCCUGCUGUCUUGUCACUCCGAGGAAGAAAGAUGAUCUCUCCCAGUGGCAAAUGAGUUUAUAGUAGUAUAGUAAGGAGCUGGGCUGGGAACUGCCCUCCCCCUGACAAGGCCCUAAGCUACCACGGAUUUGUUGGCUGGAAAGGUACUGGGCAUGGUUUUCCCAGCGCUGUGUUGCCUUACCUGCUCCUCUUCCUCCUGUCCUUCCUACAGUGAGCGGAGCUCCUGUCGCAAACUGCAGGUGUCCCUAAAGAAAAGAGUUGGCACACUGUUAGGACUGCCCCCACAACAUCUGAGGAAACGUGUUGCACCUGCGUGGCCAAGGCAGUCGCUCUGAUCACUGACAUAGGAGAAUUCAAGCGCUACGUGCGUUAGGAGCGUUGCUGGCUGGGCUGACGUUGGGGAACCUGGUCUCCCUGGGUAUUCAUAGGAAUAAAAGAGAUUGCUGCUGCUGUGGCUUUUUCCAAAGUAAAAUGCCUUUCACAUGCUCUUUUGGGGGAAGCAGGACUGGUUGGGAUCAUUUGAAGGAUGCUUUUUCCCUCAGAAAAUGCUCAUGCCUCAGAAUAGAGGCUCUCUGCAGGCUUCAAGUCCGCUGGAGCGGGGAGAUGUCCAUAGCGCCUGGCUGGCAUGUGGGAUAGAGCCAAACCCAGCUUGUGGGCCCCAUUAUAUCUGCAAUCUGGAGCCUUUCCUCCUAGCUCCAGUGGCACCUCCGUUAGAGACGGUCCAGGUGGUUUUGUAAGGCAAAAGCAGGCAGCUGGUGCCUUUGCUGGCAGGAUUUCUGUCUUUGACUCUCCAUCUGUUCUGCUGAUGUGGUGCAGGGGGCUCACUUAUAGUGCAGAGCAAGGGUUUGUGUGAUUUGGGUUUACAUGCAAUGCCAGACUGAAAGCAAAAAGCAAGUGGAGAAGGGAGAGGGGAAAAGUAGCCCAGUAGAUUUGAAAAGGUCCUGCUCAUCUGCGAGGACUGAUGUGCAAACUCUGGUUGCUCCCUUGCCCUCAGGCCCUGGUGUUUCACACACCUUCUUGGCAGUGAGGGCCAGAGAAGCUCUGUCCUGCACAGCUGGCCAGAGGCUCUGCAAGAGGGAUGCUCCCCAGUGUGAGGCAGCAGCUGCAGGAUUGCACCUCUGUGACACCCACCACCACCACUACCACUAGUUUUGCUGUGUGCUCAGCAUUGCUUGGAAUGAAAUGACAGAAUUAGAGCGCGUACUGCUCGUCCCAAGCAGCAGAGGGGCUCUUCUAGUGCUAUGACGUUGCUGAGCCACACACUCCAACCACGGCCAGGGUGGGCACCGUUUUCUAAAGCAGCACAGUCACCCCAUAUUGGUGACGCUGAACAGCAGUACCCCUAGGGCUCCCCCUCUGCUGUAUGUGGCCACGGCUGUCAGCCAGUGGGGGUCACAAUGGGAUGUUCCCUUGCCAUGGUGAUGGCCCCCUGGUCUGCAGUGCCCCCAGCCCUCUCCGCGUGUCCCACGAGGCCUGGGCGAGCGCAGCUCCACCCUACGGCACGCUGGAGGGGCUGCAGGCC